Molecule: messenger RNA, 975 nt
Organism: Emiliania huxleyi CCMP1516
Lineage: Eukaryota; Haptophyta; Isochrysidales; Noelaerhabdaceae
Exons: 4
Coding region: 1-975 (324 amino acids)
Source: RefSeq, a predicted model, not a curated record
AUGACCACCCUUCUUUUCGCCUCCCUCACCCCUGCGGCGUUCUACGCGUCCGCUCCCCGCGGCGUGCGCACCGUACUCGGCGGCGGGCGCGCACGCUCCGCCGUGCCGUUGGCGGUUGAGGGCGGCGGCGGCGAGCCGGCGACGGCCGAGAGCAAGAAGACGAAAGCCGAGCGGCUCGCGAUCGCGGCGGAGCGCGCCUCACUGGAGGCCGAGCGGCUCUCCCUCCUCGCCGAGCAGAUGAAGCUCGCGACUGCGCUCAAGCGUCGCGGCGGUGCGGCGGUGCAGUCUCGAGCACCUUUCACAAGGAGUCAGUGGGGAUCGGUCGUGAGUCAGGUCGCGGCGGUGCGGCGGUGCGUGCUCGAGCCGUCGGGGGCCUUCUACGUCCUCUCGGUGCAGCAGUCUCCGCUCGGCACAAUCUUCCGCGGCAACCUGCGCGCCGAGCCGUCCGCGCUGCUCGAGGCGCUCGACGAGCGCGCGCCGCACGAGGCAGAUCUCGAGGGCGUGAGGCUGCUGGUGCUGUCGGACCCGGUCCCGCGGACGGCGCAGCAGCUGCAGGCGGGCGAGGAGGCGGUGCCGGUGGUGCUCGCCCUCUCCCCGGCGGCCCUCAACGCGGGCGACACAUCGCCGCUGCACCCGGCGGCCGUCGUCGGCUUCACCUCCGCGCUCUGCAACGCGCUGCAGCUCCUCCCCGUCGGACGGCUCGACGGCGGCCGGAUCGCGGCGGCGGUGCUCGGCUCGGGCGCAGCGAGCCUCACCUCGAGCCUCUUCCUCCUCGGGCUGGGCCUGCAGUCGCUCUUCGGCGGCGACGACCCCGCCCUCCUCUUCUUCGGCCUCCUCAUCAUCUUCUUCCAGCGCGAGCCAGAGCUGCCCUGCGCCGACGACCUCACCGGCGUCGACACGCCGCGGCAGGCCGCCGCAGCCGCCGCCCUCGCCAUCGCACUCCUCAUCGUCGCUCCCUCUCCGCUCUUGGGCUAG